GUGUUGGUUGAGGAAAAAAUUGAAGUGUUCAGCAAACAAAAGUUACACUGCUAUGCAGCUGAGUACAAAGUAGUUAGCAUCAACCUUGGACAAGACAGAAACUUUGUUCAGCUCUUUCUGAUAGUUCUUUAGUUUGCAUGAAGUUGCCAAUCAGAAAUUCAAGAUGCAGAGUGAUGAAAUGAUAUGGCAGCUAAUUGGGCAUCAGUUUUGCUCAUUCAAGUCGAAAACACAGACGCAGACAUUCUGCAGGAAUGAGCACAACUCCACCGGCUUGUGCAAUCGUCAAUCGUGCCCGCUGGCAAACAGUCGAUAUGCCACUAUUCGUGAAGAUAAAGGUAUAUGUUACCUCUAUGUGAAGACCAUUGAACGAGCACACAUGCCAGCCAAGAUGUGGGAGAAGAUCAAGCUCUCCAAGAACUACAAUACGGCACUUCAGCAGAUUGACGACAAUCUGCUCUAUUGGCCAAAGUUUCAGACUCACAAGUGCAAGCAGCGCUUCACCAAGAUAACGCAGGUUCUCACUCGGAUGAGAAAGCUGAAGUUAAAAACAAGUAAAAAGCUGGUGACAAUAAAUAAAAAGGUUGACAAGCGCGAGGCUAAGCGCGAGAAAAAGGCAUUGAUCGCAGCCAAGGUGGAGAAGGCAAUAGAGAAAGAACUGCUAGAGCGUCUACGAGAAGGAACAUAUGGUGAGAUCUACAACUUCCCGGAGACGGCAUUCACAAAGGCCCUGGACGAGGAAGAGAUCAUGUCCGAGUCAGAGAAUGAAGAGGAUGGUGAGGAAGAGGAGGAAGAGGACGAGGAGUAUGACGAAGACGAUGAGGUAGAGUAUGUUGCGGAUGAUGACUUUGAUGGAAGUGAUCUGGACAUGGAGGAUUAUGGUGAGGAGGAUGGAGAUGAGGAGGAGGAAGAAGAGGAAGAAGAGGAAGAGGUGGCGCCUGUGAAGGUUGCCAAGCGUAAGCGCCGUAAACAGAUUGAAGUCGAGUACAAUGAUGGUCAGGUCAAAGGCAAGCGGUUACGGCAGUCGUGAGCUUCCGAUAUUACUGUCUGUCUGUACAUACAGUGUAAAUUCCAGUUAAAACAUCUACUCCAAAUGAGAGGUUGAGUAAAAACUUUGUCCUGCACAGUCAUAUAAAUACAUCAUGGAACACAUCAUGGAACACACAUCAUUGUAACUCUUAUACAUUCUGUACAUAAAAACAAUGUGUUCUUUGUACAGAUGAUUAUUUUCUGUUGUUGGUCCUCUAGUCCCGGAUGGCAAUUCAUGAUAGUGGUUGACGAGAUUUUAUUUCCUGUUAUUUCCUGCCUUUUUCCUAUUAUUAUACUUGUAAUAUUAUCUGCCUAUGUGACA
This is a messenger RNA of Sycon ciliatum, 1348 nucleotides long. RefSeq names its product protein MAK16 homolog. The record is from RefSeq and is a predicted model, not a curated record. The coding region runs from base 164 to 1027 and encodes 287 amino acids. Gene Ontology annotation, biological process: maturation of 5.8S rRNA; maturation of LSU-rRNA. Gene Ontology annotation, cellular component: nucleolus; preribosome, large subunit precursor. Lineage: Eukaryota; Metazoa; Porifera; Calcarea; Leucosolenida; Sycettidae. The transcript has 12 exons.